Messenger RNA from Impatiens glandulifera, 1109 nucleotides. RefSeq lists its product as uncharacterized. Lineage: Eukaryota; Viridiplantae; Streptophyta; Magnoliopsida; Ericales; Balsaminaceae. The transcript has 5 exons. Bases 234 to 758 code for a protein of 174 amino acids. Gene Ontology annotation, biological process: GPI anchor biosynthetic process. The record is from RefSeq and is a predicted model, not a curated record. Gene Ontology annotation, cellular component: glycosylphosphatidylinositol-N-acetylglucosaminyltransferase (GPI-GnT) complex.
UCCGCCUCCGUCUUCCUUCGGCAGCUCUUCACUGCCGCCUCGCCUCCGUUUCCGUCUCUCCUACUUCCGUCUCCCAUCGCCUCUGGAUUUGAUCCCGACAAAGUCCCCAUCCUUCCCUCAAUCCAUAGAAGAAAAAUCGAUUCCAAAUUUGCAGAAACCUCUUUCGAUUUGGAAAAUCAUCAAAGUUCGUAGAUAGAUCGAGAGAUGGGGCGAGAUCAAUAACCCCCUUGAAAAUGGAUACGCGAUUCCGGUACGUAGUAGAUGAUCCAUACUCUGAUGCCGUAGACAUCCACCACGUCGAAGUUCGUAAGAGUAGUAAUGGUAGAUUCUUCAAUGCUGCAGUAUUUCUCGCUGCAGCAUCUUCUGUUGCCUUCCACCUUCCGACAAUGGUAAAUGAGAGAUUGAUUCCUCAAUCUCUGUACUGGGUCUUCCUAUUUACUGCUAUUUUCAUUCUUAAAUGGGUUCGUCCUAAGGUUGUUAAAGAAUCUGUUGUGAUAAUGCCAGCUUUUGGAAUCCAACUAGAAACACAUUACACCAGGGGAAGAACCAACCGUCGAUUCAUUCCCAUGCACAAGAUUCUAAAACCUGUUCUUGCUGAAUGUUUAACACCAAUGACAUGUUAUUGGACAUUGUCUCUGCUUAUGCAUGGGAGGGAGGAAGAGCUUAUUCUGGUUUUUAAGGACCUACGGCCCCCAGUGGGAAUUUUAGUGCCGGUUUGGAAGGCUUUAUGUGCAGCAGCCACAGAUACAUGUCGAUGAACUAGUGUCCUAUUAACCUCCAUCAAUCUGACAUUCCUUGUUUGAAAAAGAUAGUCAUUUGCCCAAAACCUAACAACAAACAAUGAUAUUGUAUAGAGACAGGAAUAUCUUAGGAUGGCAGCACGAUUUCAGCCUGUACAAGAGUGAUUUUGAGUGACUUCCAAAAUGUAAAUUAGUCUACAUACAAACCUUUAUAUUGAAUCAUUGUAUUGUUCAUCUAAUUGUGGGUGCGCAUUGUUAUCUUGAAUCAAGUUCAUUUCCUGGAUAAUUGUGGGUUAUUCUGAUCAAGAAUCUGCUUUCUUUUGCUGAACAAAUGAUGGGUUGUAACUCAGUAAGUAGUACAUUAUGCUA